AAAAGGUUGCUGAACUGCUGUGAAUGAAAACAAUUUUGAGGAAUGGACUGGUACAUGGUGUCCAUUUGAGCACCUGAGUUGUUAGGAGUGGCAUUCAAUCGACUAUUGCUCCAUCCUCCAGCCACGGAGCUGGUACCCGUGGCUAAACCGAGUUGGGAGACAUGCCGCGACCUAAUGUGACAGGAAUUUCUCCCAGGGAAGGCAGACCUGGCCGUCAGAUCACGAUUCGUGGAGAAAAUCUCGGUGUGGAUGGCAGCGAUGUGAAGAGCAUCAGGAUCGUCGGCUACGAGUGCGUGCACUUCGCCGAGUACCAGUCGUCCAGCAAGAUCCUGUGCCGCGUGGGCCCAGUGCCCGGAGAAGGCGAUGUGAUUGUCACCACGCGCAGCGGCGGCGAAGGCACGUGUACCGUCACGUUCCGAUGCGACACGCAGAACAUCGAUCCCAUGGAGGAGUUAUCAGUAUGGGUGGAUGAACCUGAUCCCUAUGCCAUCAAGGCCAAGAAGAAGGUCUUCACUCAUCAGAAAGAAGUCGAUCCACUUGGCACACAGAAGGCGUUUCCCAGGAUACCAUCGGCAGCGAAUCAACUGGACCAACUCUACCCGGAUGGGAGCUCAGACUUGAUGAACGAAAACUUUAACCCAGCCCGGUUUCUGAUCGAGAGGCAUCGAACCACGCAUUUUGAGGAGCUGAGUCUGGGACUGGUUCACCUGAAGAAAGUAAACAUGCAACUCUCCGUCGGUCCUAAAGCGCUGGUCAAGAACAACUUGGAGACGUUCAUUGAGUGCCACGAGACCUUGACUGCUAUGCAUCAGCUGUUGUUGAGAAACGAGAGCAUGAGCGAAGGCGGCAGCCUCACCGAGAAGCUAGAGUUCAUCCUCAAAGAUACGGUCAAGUGUGCAGAAGAUCUCUUCCACGACGUGCUGUCACGCAAGGACCGGGCCGACUCCAUGCGUAACGCUCUCAACAUCAUGCAGCGGUUCCGCUUCCUCUUCAGCCUGCCGCGCAACAUCGAGAAGAACAUCAAGAAUGGAGAAUACGAAAUUGUCAUCAACGAUUACGAGCGUGCCAAGUCUCUCUUUGCGGACACUGAGGUGCAGGUCUUCAAGAAAGUUCUUACUGAGGUGGAGACGCUCGUGAAGAAUUUCCGAGGACAGCUGCUGAAAAAGCUGCAAGAGCUGCCCUCGACAUUGGAUGAGCAGAAGAGACUAAUUCGGUACUUGAUGGAGCUACAUGCUGAAGGAGAUCCAGCGUGGGCAUGCAUCCAGCAUCAGCAAGAGUGGCUCAUCCGCCUCAUCCUCAGCUGCAAGGCGGACUAUCAAUGCGGGGACCAUAUAACUGCUGAGAUGGACCCAAUCAUAGUCACUGGAGCUGGUAUUCCUCAACUAAACAUCCAAGUGGAUUCUAUUGACAAUCCGCCUAACAACACCAGCUCUACUGACCGAGGUUUUGGCAAGGACGAUGCGAAGACCCCGCAGCUGGUUCUGUUCGUGGAGGAGCUGUCGGCGCUGGUCACUGAGAGUCUUCCGGACCUGUGGCGCCUUGCCCAGGCCUACUUUAGCGGCUCUCUGGUUCAGGGUAUGGAUUCGUCCAAGUUGAGGAACAGGACGCCACAAGGAGAGAAGAAAUUUCAGUCUAUGAUCAACGCCAUCACAAACCUCUACUCUGACCUGAUUCGCGCCUCAUUCUUCCCCGGAUUUCUUGAGGAGCUCAUGGGUGGCAACCGGGGGAUGAAGGAGCGGCGUGAAGCCAUCGGUGAAUACGAGCCGUUCGAGGACUGCCAGCUGGAGCGAUCCAGUGCCUGGCUGCCAUUCUGCGUACGGCAAAUCCGGUCGACGCUGAACACGCUGCAGGACAUGUCGCUGAAGCCGGAGGUGCUGCUGUGCAUCGCCGAGACCGGUAUUGUGCUGCAGUCGCACUGUGCCAAUGUGCUUACUCAGCAGACUGUCCUUGAUAUUCGUAAUCUGCAUGUGAGAGAGAAUUGGAAGGUGGAAACAGACGAAGGUGGCUGCAUCACCAGCCUGCCCAUCCUGUUUGAGAACCGUAUCAUGGACUGGGUUCUAUCACUGAAGGAGGUCAUACUGGAUGACUCUGGACCAGCAGUGCACGAAGGGAAGCAAAAGUCGCUGGAGGUGCAGUCGACCCAGCUAUUCAUCAAGGUCUUGUGUGCGUUUGCUGGUUGCCUGAACAGUCUCACGCUGUCCGAGAACACCAUAGUGAGCGAUGAAGAAACCGGUGCUCCACGUCAAUCCAUUGCGUACGCUGCGUCAUCGCUGCUGGGUGGCCACGAUGUUGUGGAGGAUGCACCGACAUUGACUCAGCAGCUACUGAUUGUCAUGAGCAACUGCUCCUACUGCUACGAUGUGGUCAUUGCUCGCCUGGCAAAUUUCUUCGAAGGUCAUGGCUACCCCGGUGGCAACGAGGCCAAAGUGGCGGCACUAGAAGCGCUGCGUGAGGUCGAUGACAAGGCGUUUGAUCGGUACAUCGAGCUGAGGAGUCAGCCCAUCAUGGCGCGGCUCGAGGAGGGUAUCUUCUCCGGCGGCUACAACUUUGCAGAGUGCGCUAGACCGAAAGGUGUUCGACCUUAUCUAAAGGACAUGCUGCUUGAACUUGUACGCGUGCAUCUUGAGGUAUUCUCUAUCUCCACGUCUCUGGUGCGGCGCGUUCUGACAGCGUUGCUGGACAUCAUAGCCGAGACACUGUACAUUACGCUGAAGGAGAAAGUGCCUGAGUUCAGCACCAACGGAGCUCUGCAGGCUAAGCUGGAAAUCCUUGCUCUGGAGCAGAGUCUCUCAGCCUACAAGAGUGAGGAGUCAAUUACCCACCUGAAGAUGUCCAAGGACCUGCUCAGCCAUGCGGAUAUCAGUGCAGAUGACCAAGUUGUGCUACUUGACUUAGUCAUGGAGUUCCGCCAAGCCAAUCUCCUACAGCUGCUCUGCUUCGUGCCGACGAGAAGAACUUCAGCGAAAGGCCGCCGAUAGCACAGUCCGAUUGACCUAGUUUUAUGCUCAACACCCCCCCCCCCCCACCCCGUACAUAUUAUCUAGCCUCUUAUUUUUUGGAUAUUUCUUGUUUACUUUAACCCGCUUCCUAUGCUUUAACCUUCCCCAUGCUUUACUGCUCGCCGCACGGGGAUGCGUUCAGACCGAUGCUACCCGCACAAUUGCCGACCCGAAGGUGGCCGCGCUGUCUCGGACUGCUUCAACUCGCCCAGCCACUCUCUCUCUCCUGUGUACAUACUGCCACCGCCCUGUGAAUAGCCAGCCUUCUUCCCCUCCCCGGACGCACUGUGCUCUAUAUCGUACACUGUGCUGGUACCGUAGCGUCUUCUCUCGCGUUGCGCUUCACCGUUUGCCCGCUCUUGUUUUGCGCUAUGCUUCGCAGAGAUGUUCAAAUUUAUCACGAUCUAUCACUGUAGUUAUUUUCUUCUUCUUUUUUUUCUUCUUCUGCGCAGUUACACUGCACACACACACUGGCCUGUACAGAGACUUGACAAGACAAUGCAGUGCUUGCUGCACCCACAGGA
Molecule: messenger RNA, 3523 nt
Organism: Sycon ciliatum
Lineage: Eukaryota; Metazoa; Porifera; Calcarea; Leucosolenida; Sycettidae
Product: exocyst complex component 2-like
Exons: 30
Coding region: 162-2978 (938 amino acids)
Biological process (GO): Golgi to plasma membrane transport; exocytosis
Cellular component (GO): exocyst
Source: RefSeq, a predicted model, not a curated record